AUGCCAGAGUUGACAUUGUCUGAAGUAACACUUACAAGAAGAGAACAACAAGCCUUGAGAAAGGCAGCACUUGAAGCAGCACCUGUCAGAACUUUGAGAGAUAUUAGAUAUGUAUUAGAACCUUUGACAAUUCCUAACGUUAUGAAGUUGAAACAUAGUUCUGCUGUUAAUAUCACCAAGAAGAAGCAUAUACUCUUCUCUCAGAUAUACUCCUGUCAUAAAGAUAGAAGCUAUGAACCUGAAAACAGAGAAAAGCAUCCAAUUCAAUGUAAAUUGAAGAAAGUUAGCUGUGAGGCAACUCUCACUAUUAUUUGUUAUGCUGACAAGUCUCAUGUUUACGUGUUUGAUUUUAUUGCCAACCACAUCAACCAUAUUCCUGAGGAUAUUAAAACCGAUCUUGGACUUUUUCCUUUAACUCGAGGUUGUGUUGAUGAUAUUGUUACCCAUUUGACAGCCAGUCCAGGCUCAUCAGCUAGAAAAAUCAGACUUGAGAUUCUUCGCAACAUUGACCAGCAAGAUUAUUCUCUCAAUGGACGUAAAAUCAACUACUUUGAUAUUUACAACAAAAUACUUGCAAUCAACCAAACAAUCUUUCGUUUGCACGAGGACGACUUUAAGUCUAUGAAGAUGUGGUUUACCAAAAAACUUUCUCCCAAAGGUUUUAUUAUCUUUGAAGAUAACCUGCAGACAUAUUCGAACAAUGAGAGCCUGUAUGCAUGUGAAUUUACCUCGCCUUUCCAGCAAAGCAAGAUAAAAGCUGCAGCAACAUUCUGUAUGGAUGCCACCUACAGUAUCACUCAAAGAUCAGAUGACAUUCUUUAUACUAUUGUCAUUCGUAAUGAAGAACUUGAUCGUGGUUUCCCCUGUGCAUACAUGCUGACCAAUGACCAUUCCUUGGGUCCAAUUGUUCAAUGGUUGAAGCACUUGAAAGACAAUCAGUUGGUUGUAAACCCCUGGCAGUUUACUAUUGACUGUAGUGAUGCUGAGACAAAUGCACUCAUGACAAUCUUCCCUGGAUGCCAGAUCCAAUACUGUCUUUUUCACGUCAGUCAAGCAUGGUAUAGACGAUUAAACCUGAAAGUCAAGACAGGAAAUACUGCUGCCCAAAACCGUUUGGUUCGAGGAGAAAUGAUGGCUUUUCUUAAGCAUAUUAUAUAUGAAGAGCAUAUAGUUGUAUUUCUUGACAAGAUUGCCAACUUCAUUGGAAGAUAUCAGCAAAGUCAACCUGAUUUUGUCCAAUACUUUGAGACCAACUGGUGUACCAUGACUAAGUAUUGUGUUUGGAGUAGAGCUUUUCAUCAGCUUGAAUUCUCUCACAUGCUAACAAACAACUACAUCAACUCUUGGCACAACCAGCUAAAAACUCAUUUUUUAGGUCACAGUCGCAACAAAAGAUUUGAUCGACUGAUUUUCAUACUGACAAAUGAAGUAGAGUUCUACUUCAAAGAGGAGAGUAUCAGAAUCAAUAUGCACAGUGGCCCAAUGACAACUGCCCAAAGACAACAAAGGAAGAUAGAGAUGUCUGCUGACGCUGUUCCAGCAUACAUGCAUGCUAAUAUAAUUGUUAGCCCAUCAAAAGCAAUGUCUCUGAACACCACUCUUGAUGACACUGAUGAUAUUCUUGAAGACGGGUUUUGGUUCAUCGACUUGUUUACUGAAGAUGGUAUUACCUAUCAAGUUGAAGUUAACAACAAUGUUAUUCUUUCUUGUACGUGUUAUGCUUGGGCUAGGUACAUAAAGCCUUGUAAGCAUAUGUAUUUGCUCUGUAUCCAUAUGUCAGACUUUGCUUUCUUGUCUAUGCUUUCUGCAAAUAAUGUGCAGUCAAUCACAAUUUCUGGUAAGCAGUUCAUUAAUGACAGCACUAUGUCAAUUGAUGGCACAAUGGAGAGCACUGAGUAUAGACAUAAUGAGCAAGACUUGUAUCAACUGAUACAGUAUGCUACAGAAGAGGAAGCAGAGGUUAUCAGAGCAGCAUAUGCUGCUCCCAUAAAGGCUUUUCAAGAAAUCAAAUCUAAAUAUGAAGCUCAUUUUAGAACUUUAAAUACACAACGUCAUUAA
Messenger RNA from Phycomyces blakesleeanus NRRL 1555(-), 2058 nucleotides. RefSeq lists its product as hypothetical. The transcript has 5 exons. The record is from RefSeq and is a predicted model, not a curated record. Bases 1 to 2058 code for a protein of 685 amino acids. NCBI's taxonomy places the organism in Eukaryota, Fungi, Mucoromycota, Mucoromycetes, Mucorales, Phycomycetaceae. Gene Ontology annotation, molecular function: zinc ion binding.